Messenger RNA from Tricharina praecox, 651 nucleotides. RefSeq names its product ERV/ALR sulfhydryl oxidase domain-containing protein. Lineage: Eukaryota; Fungi; Ascomycota; Pezizomycetes; Pezizales; Pyronemataceae. Gene Ontology annotation, molecular function: flavin adenine dinucleotide binding; flavin-dependent sulfhydryl oxidase activity. Gene Ontology annotation, cellular component: mitochondrion. The coding region runs from base 1 to 651 and encodes 216 amino acids. The transcript is spliced from 2 exons. The record is from RefSeq and is a predicted model, not a curated record.
AUGCGCGCCCGUCUCGCCAUAAUCGGCGGCAUAGUUGUGCUCUUCUUUCUAACCUCGUACCUCCUGCUGCCAUCCACGACCUCUCCCAGCGCGGCAUCACCGCCACCUCUCCCCGAAAUCCACGUCUCAGCCGACAUCCUCUCGGGCGAGGCGAUAAUGCCGAAGCUCGGCAACGAAACAGCCAAAGCCGAACUCGGCCGCGCCGCCUGGAAGCUUUUGCACACGACGUUAUCGCGGUACCCGAUGAAGCCGUCCGCAGGCGAGCGCGAAGCGCUCCGCUCUUACCUCUACCUGUUCGCACGCCUCUACCCGUGCGGCGAGUGCGCGGCGCACUUCCGUCUGCUUCUGCAACAGUACCCCCCGCAAACGUCGAGUCGCGAUGCGGCUGCCCAGUGGGGCUGCUACCUACAUAACCUGGUCAAUGAACGCCUCGGUAAACAGCAGUUUGAUUGUGCCAGUGUGAGCGAGGUGUAUAAGUGUGGGUGUGCGGAUGCGGAUGCGGAGGAGGAUGCGGCGGCGCCGCUGCCGGAGGGUGCGAAGGAGGGUGCGAAGGAGGGUGGGAAGGCGCCCGAGAAGUUGGCGGGCGCCGGGGUGCUGGAGGAGAAUGUCAGGCGUGCUGGGGAUAAGGUCGAGAUUGAGGUUGGCCCGUGA